Triticum turgidum subsp. durum (durum wheat) is the source of this 576-nucleotide messenger RNA. The record is from the annotation of a GenBank genome assembly. Lineage: Eukaryota; Viridiplantae; Streptophyta; Magnoliopsida; Poales; Poaceae.
AUGGCACCGUCUGGCUCGAACCCGCUGGGGCCAGUGUUCCAGACCGUCGCCGCCUUCUCCCGCCGCCUCCUCAUCGCCCCCGACACCGCACCCGACGACCACCGCCUCCGCCCCCUCCUCUCCCUCUCCCUCUCCCCGCCCGCGCCCCUGCCCCCGGCCCCGCCCCCGCCGCCGGAGGUCCUCAAGCAGAUGGAUACGAAGGUGGCGCCCCUGACGAAGGAGGAGGUUGGCCGGGCCACGUGGAUGCUGCUCCACACCAUCGCCGCACAGUUUCCUGAUGAACCAACCAGGCAGCAGAAACGCGAUGCGAAAGAGCUGAUGGCUUUACUUUCUAGAAUUUAUCCUUGCAAAGAGUGCGCUGAUCACUUCAAGGAAGUUUUGAAAGCAAAUCCUGUGCAGGCAGGAUCCCAGGCUGAGUUCUCUCAGUGGUUAUGCUAUGUGCACAAUGUGGUUAAUCGAAGCCUUGGAAAAACAAUAUUUCCCUGCCAGAGAGUAAAUGCACGGUGGGGCAAGCUGGAUUGCCCGGAUCGCGCGUGCGACCUAGAAGGCUCGAACGACAUCAUGCCGAACCGAUGA